Molecule: messenger RNA, 3509 nt
Organism: Platichthys flesus (European flounder)
Lineage: Eukaryota; Metazoa; Chordata; Actinopteri; Pleuronectiformes; Pleuronectidae
Product: probable G-protein coupled receptor 173
Exons: 2
Coding region: 440-1642 (400 amino acids)
Biological process (GO): G protein-coupled receptor signaling pathway
Cellular component (GO): plasma membrane
Molecular function (GO): G protein-coupled receptor activity
Source: RefSeq, a predicted model, not a curated record
CUCCUCCUCCUCCUCCUCCUCCUCCUCCUCCUCCAGCAGCAGCAGCAGCGCGGUCCUCAUCCCGCUGUUGAUUAUCACAUCGUCUUGUGUUUAUUCCAAUGCGAUGGAUUUGUGCAUAACAGGUGUCGUUAGAGCCCGAGGAGCAUGAAGCGUUAUUAUGAGUUUUAAUCUCCUCGCGACGGAAACACAGCGACUGGGAUCGUCUCUCUCUUUUUUUACUGUUAUUGUGUCAUUCUGUUGUUUUUGAGAAGAUCUGGAGAGAAGAAGGAUGCUAUGAAAAGGUGGCGUGCCUGUGGACAAAGAGGAAAGAUGAGUCUGUCGGGUAGAACGGAUCCUCGCAGCCUCUCCCUGUAGAGACGAGAGGGAGACGACGGCUGUAGGGGGAUCGCUGGUGUUUGUGAAGGGCCGAACGAGGCAGGCUCCUGUGGAAGGUGAGAGAAUGGCUAACCAGAGCAUUGUCAUCGACGGCCCGGGCAGUUUGCUGGCUGUGCUGGCGUCACAGAGCGGACUGGCAAGAGGCGGCAGCAGCAGCGGCAGCAGCAGUGACGGCAGCGGAGGGGUCUCUGCCACGGAUAUGUCUGCCUACUUUAAGCUGGUCUUCUUGGGUUUGAUCAUCUGUGUCAGCCUGGUAGGGAACCUCUUGGUCUCCCUGCUGGUCCUACGAGACAGGACACUUCACAAGGCCCCGUACUUCUUCCUCCUGGACCUGUGCCUGGCCGAUGCAGUCCGCUCAGCUGCCUGCUUCCCCUUCGUGCUGGUGUCCGUCCACAGCAGCUCCACCUGGACAUACAGCGCCCUGAGCUGUAAAGUCGUGGCUUUCAUGGCUGUGCUCUUUUGUUUUCACGCUGCCUUCAUGCUGUUUUGUGUGGCUGUCACCCGCUACCUUGCCAUCGCCCACCACCGAUUCUACGCCAAGCGCAUGACCAUCUGGACCUGCGCCGCCAUCAUCUGCAUGGUGUGGACACUGGCCGUGGCCAUGGCGUUCCCACCUGUCUUCGACGUUGGGACGUACAAGUUCAUCCGGGACGAGGACCAGUGUAUUUUUGAACACCGCUACCUGAAGACCAACGACACCCUGGGCUUCAUGCUCAUGCUGGCCGUGGUGGUCCUGGCCACCCACGGCUUCUAUGCCAAGCUGCUGCUGUUCGAGUACCGGCACCGCAAGAUGAAACCCGUCCAGCUCGUGCCCGCCAUCAGCCAGAACUGGACCUUCCACGGUCCCGGGGCCACGGGGCAAGCUGCAGCUAACUGGAUUGCCGGGUUCGGCCGCGGCCCCAUGCCACCCACUCUGUUGGGCAUCAGGCAAAAUUUACACAAUCAACACCGGCGGCUGCUCGGGAUGGAAGAGGUGAGGUCAGAACGGAGGCUGGGCAGGAUGUUCUACACCAUCACCCUGCUCUUCCUGGUCCUCUGGGCUCCCUACAUUGUGGCGUGUUUCUGGAGGGUGUUCGUGAAGUCCUGCACCAUCCCUCAGCGGUACCUGUCCAUCACGGUGUGGAUGAGCUUCGCCCAGGCCGGAGUCAACCCCAUCUUCUGCCUCCUGCUCAACGAGGACCUGAGGAAAGUGCUGCGAGCUCACCUGCCCACCUACUGGAGGACUAAACAACACCUGCCCCAGGACGAGGCCUACUGCAUCAUGUGAUAGGCCGUGAGCUUCGUGAGGUGAAUGUUUCAGAAACGAGGUGAAGCAGAAGCGAUGUAAUGCACCUUGGUUGCGUAUUAAGUGUCUGUUUUGUUGUUUUGCACAACAAAACCCCAAAUUUUGCCAACAAACGCAGGCACAGUGCCACUCGAUGAAGAAUGUCGACGCUUGAAUAAAUGUGUCGGGUGCAGAGGUUUGAACGGGGAGAGAGAAUCCCCCCCCCCCAGCCCCCACCACCCCGGGCAACUCCUUCAACGGUUUGUAUUACUGACGAUGUACUGUACGAUUAACAGGUGGGAGAGAUCACAACAAUCCCCCCCCCCAACUAAGUGUGACAGAUGCCAUUUUAAAAUUGAUGUUGCCUUAUUUCAAAAGGGACACACCCCAGAGGUUUUUUUUUCGACUGAGAAUUAGUUUGUGGGUCACACGGGGCACGAGACAGACGAGCGGAGGGUUGAACUCCUUUAUCAGAAAUGUGCUGUGGACUGUGAAAAGAAAAAGUGUUGACGAGAACCCGACCGACCCUGAAAUACAUCGAGGGUCUGAUUGGAUUGAUGGACCGCCCUGGACAUCUGUUCAUCUGUUUCAAAGGGAGACUACAGAAUACCGAAUGGACACAAAAAAACCCUGGACACAUUUAAAUAGCUGUGGUGAACCGAAGAAGCCCCUAACAUGCUUGGUUUUUUCAACUUGAUUUAGGGCGUGUCAGGUUUCUUUGUAUCAUAAAAAAAUUGCCUGUUUUUCCUUUACUUUGUAAACGAUACAUGUUAAGCAGAUGACACUAUUUUGAAAUAUGACUUGAUUUGAUAUUGUAUAGACUGUACAGGAAUGUAUAUUCCUGCUUGUGUGUUUUUAUAUAGCAUUUCGUGUGUAUGUGUGCGCGAGAGAGGAAGAAGAAGAAAGAGAAGAGAGGAGGGAGGGUUAAAGAAGAAGAGAGAGAGAGAGAAACAAUGAUGACAAAACAGGUUCCAGUCAAAUCGAGUCAAUGUGAAAGCAGCCACCAUCUUGUGGCCUCAGAAUCAUGCAAAAUUGAGCAGUCAUCAUAUGGAAAUCCUUUAAAUGGAUUUCGCUAAAUGAAAAUACAGUUUUAUUUUAAAUGGGUAAUGUACAAGCAAACGUGACGUACAGAUGGAAAAUAGAAAAGGGAACCGAACAAUUAGGAAACAACACUUGUACAUUGCAAACAGGCCACAGGACUUAACGACUUGAAUGGUAAUGUAAAUGAAUGAAAAAAAAAUCACUGGCAAAUGGAUAUUUAUUUGCAAAUGAUGAUCUUGAGAAUGUUUUUGAAGUACUGUUAUGAGAAUACAAAAAAAAAGAUUUAAAAAAAAAAUGAAGAAGAAAUGAAGUGGCACUUAAUGCGAAGGAAACUUGAAUGUUACCAGGACGUCUUAUACCCCCCCCCCCCCCCCCCCCGACAUCAAUGUCACCAUUUGUGCAUCUCACAGAACAUUCUGAAAAGCCGUCUUCAGGCUGGAUACGACCCCAGAGAUGUUUGGCAGUAUGGGAAACCGGCGAAGGCCACAUUUAGCUGUCUCUCCGAAUUAAGAUUCAUGUAAUGCAAAAUGUCCGACCUACAGUAUGUUAAGCAUAGAUAUAUUUGUGCAGUCAAUUUUUUCUAAAUGUGGACACGUGCACUGCAUACUGUAUUAGCAUGCGUUCCACUGCAUUCCAUAGAUUCAAGCCUGGGGAUUACAACUUGUACAGACGUCGACACGGGAAGACAAAGUGAAACGCGAACCCGGGGGGGGGGUGUCCAUAACUUUUUACGUCUGGCAUUCCUUUUUGGCGAGAUGAUAUCCUGUAAGUGUACAGUUUAACUGAGGUGGUUCUUUUGCCCACUCAUCAAUAAAGACUCUACUUUUGA